AUGGGAGAAAAUCCCAUCAAUCAGUUAACUUUUUUCAUUACCAAUGAAAAUCUUAAAGGAAAGAAAACACCAAAAAAGUAUGAGCAAGUGAAUUUGCAUAAUGCGUGCAAAUGCAUGAUCUGUAAAUACCAUGGGAAAAUCAAAGAAGUUAAAAAGAGCUAUGAUUUUAGAAUAAGAGAUAUUGAUAAUGCAAUUCCAAAAGGCUUUACGUGGCUAAUUGAAAGAAUAGGAGAGGUUUCAAUUGAAAACUCUAUUAGGAUGAAUUUAGCAGAUACGGUAGUUUUCAAAAACUCCAAGCCAAAAUUUUUGAUAUCGCAGUAUGAGAAUGGAAAUAUAAGAUAUGUCAACCAAGAAGAAAAAUUGAAUUUGCAAGACAUCACCAAGAAUUUUAUACAAAUAGCAAGGAGCAGAAAAAGCGAUGGAAAUAAAAGCAGUAUAAAGGAUAAAAUUGCUUCUCCAAAUAGCAAUCAGUUUGAGAAAGAUAUUGUGAUGAUAAGAUAUAUGAAAAAUAGAGACAAUAAUUAUCAGAAGCUUAAGCCUGAAGAUGAAGCUGGGGCUGUCAGGAUUUUUUCAGAAAAUCAAUUUUUAGAGCUUAUUUGAGGGAUAACUGGAGGCGAGUACUGGAAGCAUGUCUCAUAUAUCCAAACGCUACUAAAAUGCAACCAUGGGAUUGGAGAAUCUGUUUGAUAUAAUUACACAAAAACUGAGAAUACUGAUCCAUCGAAGCUGCUGUUUGAAGAGGAAAAAGAUAACCAAAUUUUGCUGGAAAAUAAAUCCGCUUAUUAUGAUUUAAUCUGCAAGAGAAUCUCUUACUAUGUAUCACUCAGCGGUUUUGAUGUGCUUAAUAUGAGAUGUGAAUUUGUUUCAGAUAACUAUCAAAAAGCCUGGCUCGUUUAUGCUGAUGAUAUUUUUAUCAAAAAAAUAGAGUCUGGAAAAGGUUCUGUGCAGAACGAAAUUAUGACUCAGAAGCAGCGCACAAAGAUGAUAAACCAAUAUAAAGUGAAAAUGCAGAAGCCACAAAGCAUUGCUGGUGAGAGGAUGUCUGGAUUUAUGCAGAAUUAUUACCAAAAACUCAAAACGAGAAAUGGAUUCAAUACAUUACUGGAGCCAACAGUUACAGAAAAUCAAUCAAAAAUAGCUUACUCAAAACUAAGGCCUUUAUCUCCAUUUUCACUUGAAGACACAUUAUCUUCCAAGAAAGAAAAGCUACUUACACAGCGCAGCAAAUCAGUCAGCAAAAUCAGAGAAAGAAACCAAACGCCAACUCCUCUCAUAAAGCAACGAAGAUCGUUGAACUGCGUUUCUUUGAUUACACAAAGGGCCCCAAGCUGGGUUUAUAACCCAAAACUGCGGAAGAGUCCAACCAAGUCGUCAAGAUCCUUGAUUACUGCUAGCAGCCAAAGCAGAAUAAUUACAUCAGUAUCUUAUAGAAGUUUGAAAACAUAA
Messenger RNA from Blepharisma stoltei, 1446 nucleotides. Lineage: Eukaryota; Ciliophora; Heterotrichea; Heterotrichida; Blepharismidae. The record is from the annotation of a GenBank genome assembly.